AUGGUGGCCACCAUCGGCGUCAUCAACCCGUCUAAUGUGGAGGCGACAGCGUACAUAAGCGCGGUAGCGGCGUUCGCGGUGGUGGUGCUGGUGCUGCUGCUGUUCCUGGGCAGGCGCUGGUGCUACACGGCCGUCUUCACGCGCAAGUGUUGCGAUGACAUCCUCGCUGUGAACGCGCACGUCGCUGCCCCCUGUCUUCCCCUCGACAAUGCUCAGUUUGAUGCUUUGUCGAAACCGAACCAUUACCCCGAACGAAUAUUCACGUUCGAGGCUUCCGACUCGGAUGAAGAGCUGCGUUUGCGCAUCCAACAGGAUAAGGAGGAGGUGGAAUGCCACUACGAGGAGAAGAACGAGAAUGCAGCAGCACCGAAGUUGGAUGUGGAACUCGUAGAGAACAAGUUGCGGGAGACAAGUCUUCGGGAGACGGCGCUUAGAGAGACCAGGAUUGAUGAGGUGGUCCCGAAGAGAGCGGAGUACAUUCACACGCUGGAGGCGCAGAGCAGCGUCGACAGUGAUGUCAUAGCACACAAUGAUACUUCCCUCCUCUGCGCCGAGAGCAUUUCCCAGGUGCGAGGGUUUUUGGAGCUGACACUGCUGUAUGAUGCACCGGUCCGCAGCAUGACUGUGCACAUUCUGCAGGCGAGGACCCUGCCGCAGAGGAGUCAGGGACAAAUACUGCAGAGUCAGGUUCGAGUUGUAUUAAUGCCAUUGAAAAAGCAAAAAUACAAGUCAAAGAUAAGGAAUGGCGAGAAUCCACAGUACAUGGAGAGCUUCGUGUUCCACAAGAUCAACCCGGAGGACGUACACGGCCUCGGUUUGCGUAUACGCAUAUACGGCUGCGAGCGCAUGCGUCGUCAACGGCUGUUGGGUGAAGCAACUGUCAGCUUUGCCUCACUCAGCCUGGAGAUGGAAAACGGCAUGUGGAUACAAUUGACUCCGCGCCAACAUCAUCCUAGCUUACAAGUUAGCAAGUUUCCAAAACUGGAGCUGAACCACUCGAUGUCAGGUGUGCUGGCUAGUCCAUCGUCCAUAGCGACGGUGACGACGCCAGGUACAGGUCCUGGCGGAGAGGCGUGCAGUCUAGCGCGGUCAGACUCCGCAUCAUCCUGCUGCAGCACUAGAUCUGCUCCAGAACUACUGCUCGGAUUGCAGUAUAAUUCCACCACCGGCCAUCUCUCUGUUGAGGUAAUAAAAGGCACCCACUUCCGCAAGCUGUCUCCCAAUAAGGCCCCGGAUACUUACGUAAAGCUGUGCCUCAUCAGCUCUCUAGGCAUGGAGAUGGGGCGCUGCAAGUCCACCACGCGACGUGCGCAGUCCAACCCGUUGUAUAAAGAGCUCUUCAUAUUUCAGGUAGCUUUAUUCCAACUGACCGAGGUGACGCUGAUGGUGUCGGUGUGGUGGCGGCGCAGCGUCAAGCGUAACGAGAUGGUGGGCUGGUUCUCCCUGGGACACAGCCCUUCGGGACGGGAGGAGGAGAGGCACUGGCAGGAACUGUGCGAGCGACAGGGAGAACAGGUGCAGCGCUGGCACGUGCUGCUGGACUCCUGA
This is a messenger RNA of Spodoptera littoralis (African cotton leafworm), 1548 nucleotides long. NCBI's taxonomy places the organism in Eukaryota, Metazoa, Arthropoda, Insecta, Lepidoptera, Noctuidae. The record is from the annotation of a GenBank genome assembly.